AUGAGCAGUGAAAAGUAUUUUCCAUUGCUGCCAACAUUCCAAAUUAAACCGACUAAUCUGACUCUAACUUGUCACCGAAGCGAAACCCCCGCCAACCUCCGCAUGGAUUUCCUGGACCCUUCCGGUAGAACCGACGUCGACGACGACGAACGAAUCGACGACAUCCCGUUCGACAAGCUGCAGGACACCGUGCAGGAGCGCGUCAAGGAGAUCAAGAACCAGCUCAACGAGAUCCAGGCGGUGCAGCGCGACAUCGAAUCGAGCGACGCCGAGCUGAGGAGGGCGGCCGAACGGGCCGGCUCCAUGGAGGAGGACAUCAGAGCCGUGGAGGACGGCUUCGCGGCGCGCGACUCCAAGUUGCGGCAGCUGGAGGAGGAACUGAAGUCCAUCAGCGAGUCCAUGGAGGCCUACGAGGCGUCCGAGGACCGGGUCAAUCGAGGCGUGGACGAGCUGCAGGGGGAACUGACCGGCUUCGCCGAGAUGCUCAAGGACGUCAACGAGCGCUCCAAUUUGAUCGAGAAAAUGAUCGAGGAAUCGGAACGGACGGAGCAAUAGUGUGAAUUAUUUUGUUCGAUGCUAUUUAUUAAACGUAAAG
This is a messenger RNA of Phyllotreta striolata, 595 nucleotides long. The record is from the annotation of a GenBank genome assembly. NCBI's taxonomy places the organism in Eukaryota, Metazoa, Arthropoda, Insecta, Coleoptera, Chrysomelidae.